Ixodes scapularis (black-legged tick) is the source of this 744-nucleotide messenger RNA. RefSeq lists its product as uncharacterized. The record is from RefSeq and is a predicted model, not a curated record. The coding region runs from base 2 to 628 and encodes 208 amino acids. Lineage: Eukaryota; Metazoa; Arthropoda; Arachnida; Ixodida; Ixodidae. The transcript has 5 exons.
GAUGGAUUUGAACGUUAUUGCGGCUUUCUCUAAGUGCAAUGUAGAACGUCGCUACCACAGAUCAACGAGAUCGAACGUACUCCUUCAAUGCGCUUCAGAACCAGGGACAUGCGCCCGUCUUCAACGCACACUUGCGGUAGAUCGGCGCCAUAUGAACCCUUCACAUUUCCCAGAACAUCUUGUGGGGACGAAGGCCAAGCCGCGACUGACAAGGGGCUCAUUCCCGACGCUGCAGCUCCAAGGAGCGCCGACCGCGAGUACCGGAAGAAAACGACUGCGCAGUCGUGCCGGGUCUCACAAUGCUCCUGCUAUUUCAGCCUGUGGGGCCUUUUUUUCUGAAGGUGUUGAUGGUCUGUCCUCUUCGCAUGACCAUCUACAUGUUGAAGAAGCAACCAUCACUGUGGUGAAGCAAGAGCCUGAGGAGAUGCUUGAUACUCCAACCAUAGAAAGCUUGUGUUCCGAGGACUACAGUGGAGUGUCCACUACUCCGCUGCACUUGCGGGGAGAGGAAGACAGAGCUUGUGCAGUGAAAGAAGAGGUGGACUCCGUGUCUGUCGCUUCAACCUGCGGGGAUGGCUACCUCGAAGACGCCAUCUGUCUCCACUUUUCCGCCGAAUGCCCGGUAUAAGUCGAGACAGCUUCUCUCAGGGUGAAGGAAGGCAAGUCCUCACAGACGAAUAUUGAAAAACAGCCGAAUUAAAACGUUAGAUUGAGCUAGUUGGUUCACGAUUUUGAUGGUAUUAA